CUGAGAGCCAGCAACCCCUCUUCUUCAGAUCCAAUAAAAAAAAAAAACAAAACAGAAAAAAUCCCACAGCGAAAAAAAUAAUAAUAUCAAAUGAAGAAGAGCAGCCCAUGGGUGGCGGUUACGGUGUUGUUGUGUCUCUCCGUCGCGGCGGUGGUGGUGCAGGCGGAGGAUCCCUACCUUUUCUUCGAGUGGAAAGUGACGUUCGGCACCAUCUCCCCCUUUGGUGUCCCCCAACAAGCUAUUCUCAUCAAUGGUAAAUUGCCGGGUCCUAGGAUCAAUGCCACUUCCAAUAACAACGUUGUGGUUAAUGUGUUUAACGAGUUGGAUGAGCCUUUGCUGUUCCAAUGGAAUGGGAUCCAGCACCGCAAGAAUUCUUGGCAAGAUGGCAUGCCCGGAACCAAUUGCCCUAUCAUGCCCGGAACCAACUUCACCUAUCAUUUCCAGGUGAAGGAUCAGAUCGGCACUUAUUUCUACUUCCCCUCCACCGGCAUGCUACGCGCUGCCGGUGGCUAUGGCCCGCUCACCAUUCACAGCCGUCCCCUCAUCCCCGUCCCCUUCGACUGGCCCGCCGAUGAAUUCCACAUCUUUCUCAGUGAUUGGUACAAUAAGGGCCACAAGGGACUGAAGAAACUCCUCACCGAAGGUCGAUCUAUUGCCCGGCCUAACGGGAUCACUAUCAAUGCCAAGCACGGCAGCGUGGGGGACAAGCUCGAGCCCAUUGCGACCAUGGAGAAAGGGAAGACCUACAGGUUUAGGGUUUGCAAUGUGGGGUUGAGGACCUCCAUCAACUUCCGGUUCCAAGGCCACUCCAUGAAGCUGGUGGAGCUCGAAGGCUCACACGUUGUUCAGAACGAUUACGACUCGAUGGACAUGCAUGUGGGACAUUGUCUCGCGGUCCUCGUCACGGCAGACCAAGAGCCUAAGGAUUAUUACUUGGUGGCCACCAGUAGGUUCUUUAAGGAGACCUACUCGAGUGUGGCCCUUAUUAGCUAUGCCGGUGGCAAAGGCGUCCCACCAGCGUCCGAGCUGCCCCCACCCCCACCCGAAGGCAUCCCGGGGAUCGCAUGGUCCAUGAACCAAUUCAGAUCAUUCAGGUGGAACUUGACCGCUAGCGCGGCCCGCCCCAAUCCUCAAGGCUCGUACCAUUACGGUCAGAUCGAGAUCACCCGCACCAUCAAGUUAGUGGCCAGCAAGAGCCACGAGGGGGACAAAGUCCGGUACGCCAUCAACGGCGUGUCCCAUGUGGACCCCGAAACCCCAUUGAAGCUGGCCGAGUACUUCCAAGUCCCGGAGAAAGUUUUCAAGUACGACAUCAUGAAAGACAACCCCCCGGAGGAUCUCACCAAGGUGACCGUCGCCCCUAACGUCGUGAACGCCACCCACCGCAACUUCGUGGAAAUCAUCUUCGAGAACCACGAGAAGACCAUCCAGAGCUACCACAUCAACGGGUACUCGUUCUUCGCGGUGGCCAUCGAGCCAGGGAAGUGGUCGCCGGAGAAGAGAAAGAAUUACAACUUGGUGGAUGCGGUGUACCGGUUUAACAUCCAAGUGUACCCCAACAGCUGGGCCGCCGUGAUGACCACCUUGGACAACGCGGGAAUGUGGAAUGUGAGGUCACAAAUGUGGGAGAGGUUUUACUUGGGACAACAAUUCUAUUUCAGCGUCCUCUCCCCCGCACGCUCUCUCAAAGAUGAGUACAAUAUUCCAGACAAUUACACACUAUGUGGUAUAGUCAAGGGCUUGCCCAAGCCAGCUCCAUACACCAUCUAAUUUAUUUAUACUCCCUUAUUAAAAAUUUUAUUUAUAUAUCGGGCAGGGUUAGACCAACAACCAACCUUAUAGUCUACUCUAUAUGAACACGCACCCCGCAGCAACAAAUGAUGUAUUAAUUUAUUAUUAUUAUUAUUAUUAUUAUUAUUAUGUAAUCCCAUUUCCUUUAUAUAUGUUACCUUGAAUAAAGACUUCUGU
Messenger RNA from Ipomoea nil (Japanese morning glory), 1968 nucleotides. Its product is annotated as L-ascorbate oxidase homolog. The transcript has a single exon. Gene Ontology annotation, molecular function: copper ion binding; oxidoreductase activity. Lineage: Eukaryota; Viridiplantae; Streptophyta; Magnoliopsida; Solanales; Convolvulaceae. The record is from RefSeq and is a predicted model, not a curated record. The coding region runs from base 91 to 1770 and encodes 559 amino acids.